Fraxinus pennsylvanica is the source of this 1728-nucleotide messenger RNA. Lineage: Eukaryota; Viridiplantae; Streptophyta; Magnoliopsida; Lamiales; Oleaceae. The record is from the annotation of a GenBank genome assembly.
AUGGCAGGGAAAUCGAAAAGAUGGAUGAAUAAGAGCAGCUGUUCAAGUUCAAGUAGUUCAGGAAAUGUAUCUGACCCUGAUUAUGGUUCGAAAUUUUAUCAGAGGCGGUCUAAGCGAUAUGAUGUCACUUCACAUGGUGAUCGAGAAAAAGAGAACAUGCAGAUAGAGAGUAAUUCUUCUCGACUUAAAAGGAAACAUGGAUGCCCUUCCAAGAAUUGUAACCAUGAAAUAAGAGAGUCUUUAAAAUAUGAUACAGAAAUAGCAAAACGCAAACCAUAUUUGACCGACGUUGCGGAUUGUUGUGCUGAAAGGACUAGAGGUUUCACGUCUAGAAGGAAGAGGAAAUCCGAUAUUGAAAUUCACCAGAGUAAGCAAUGGUAUGCAUCUACAAGUAACAGAAGUUCAAUAGAUGAUAUCGAUUAUGAGAAUCCGAUAUGUGUUGGUGGAAGAAAAAGAAGUUCAGAGGAUAAGAAUGAGAAAGGGAACAUGAAGGCAACCGUAUUUUCUUGGCUAAUAGACACCAAUAUAAUUCAAGAAAAUGCAGAAGUAUUUUCUGUUGAUGAUAUAAGCAAGCAAAUGAAAAAUAAGGGAAUAAUCAAGAGAGAGGGAAUAUUGUGUCCCUGUUGUGAUAACAUCUUCGCAGCAGCAGCCUUUCAUAUUCAUGGUGGAAGGAAUUGUGAAAAACCAUAUGAAAGCAUAUUUCUUGCAAAGAAACAACAAUCCCUCUUUAAUUGCAUGAUUGAAGCCUGGAAUAGGCCAGACGAAUCUCAACGCCAUAAAUUUAACAUCAUCAAGGCUAAAAGUAAUGCCGUUGACUUGUAUGAUGAUGCUUGUAUGAUUUGUGCCGAUGGAGGAAAUUUGAUUUGUUGUGAAGAAUGUUACUCCACUUACCAUCAAGUAUGUAUUGAUCAUUGGGAAUGUCGAAGAAGCAAAGAAAGUGGAGAAAUUGAUCUGAAUCUGAAUUGCACUCCAGUCGCACCAUUCUGCUUGGAAAGCUGCAAAGAGGUACAUGACAAGUUAUCAAAAGUCUUGGUUGGGAAGAAAAAUGAGCUGAACGAAGGUUAUUCUUGGACUCUACUGCAUCUAGUGGAUGAUGGAUCUGGCGUAUAUAUUGAUGACGUCUGUGGUGUGUAUAUUGAUGAUGAAUACCUAAGAACAAUGUGCCACUCCAAACUGGCAGUUGCAAGGAGACUGAUGGAGGAGUGUUUUGAGCCAAUCCGGGAUAGGCACACAAGAAUUAAAGUGAUUCCAAGUGUUGUUUACAAUUGUCGAGCUAAUUUCAAUCGGAUCCAUUUUGGAGGCUUCUACACUGCUGUUUUAGAGAAGGAAGAUGAAAUUAUCUCUGUUGCAUCCCUUAGGAUUCAUGGAUCAAAGCUUGCUGAAAUGCCCUUUAUAGCAACAAGUGAUUUGUACAGAUGCAAAGGAAUGUGCAGAAAACUUAUGGAUGGAAUAGAAUCAGCUCUUCGCUACCUUAAUGUUGAAAACCUGAUAAUUCCAUCAAUAGAGGAGAGAGUAAGAAACUGGUGUGACAGAUAUUGUUUUGGUCGCCUGGAGGAAUCGAUGAAGCAAGAAAUAAUGGGCCGGAACACUUUGAUGUUCCAUGACUCAGUCAGAUUGCAGAAGCCAUUGUUGUGGUCGUCUCACUUCGCAGAAUCACACAGAGAACACAAUGAAUGUCCUCCUUCACUCCCGACUAAACUUGUGCGUAAUAAUAUAUGUUCUGUUUGA